AUGAGGACAGAGGCAGUCAAGCAACGGUUCGGCCGUGCUGACAUGACAUGUCCCUCUCCGGCCUGCCUGCGCAUACAUACGGGGGCAGCUGCAUCGCAUCGGCCCCAUCUUAUUAUGUUGAGCACAGUCAGUCAGCUGGUAUGGAACAGAGGCAGAGGAGGCGAUAGGGCGGUAGCAACGGGGGGGAUAGUGAUGGACGCACAUGGGCGGAGUCUGUUCACAGCUCACAGCCGUGCGUGCAGCAACUACAGCACAGUAACACACCACCACCAUCACCACGCCACCACCCUCCCUCCAUCACCAUCACCACACCACCACCCUCCCUCCCUCUCCGCGCAAUUGCCGGCCCAUCGCGUGGUAGGGCGAUCCCAUGGCCGAUCGCUGUGUGCCCACGCCCACGCCUACGCCUACGCCCACGCCUGUCCCGCCCUCACCUGUGCCGCCCUCACCUGUGCCGCCCUCACCUAUGCCGCCCUCACCUAUGCCGCCCUCACCUAUGCCGCCCUCACCUAUGCCGCCCUCACCUAUGCCGCCCUCACCUAUGCCGCCCUCACCUCUGUGAUGUGGUUAGUGCAUGUGCUCGACGACGACGUAGUGUAACGUCCUUGCCCCUCUACCAAACUCCCGUUGCCAGUCAGACAGUCAGACAGACCGGACAGUCGUCAAGGGGAAAGGGGAAAGAAAGGCCUCUUCUCCCUUCCCUUCCCCCCCCGCGACCGAUCCCCCACAUCCGCCGCCAAGGCCUGUCACAUAGGGAGGGCACCCCUGUUGACAAUUUCCAAGACUGAGUUUUUGGAGAGUGGAUGCUCCACUGGUGUAUGCUGCAGCAUGGAUGGAUAGAUGGAUG
Molecule: messenger RNA, 847 nt
Organism: Pseudogymnoascus destructans
Lineage: Eukaryota; Fungi; Ascomycota; Leotiomycetes; Thelebolales; Thelebolaceae
Exons: 2
Coding region: 1-600 (199 amino acids)
Source: RefSeq, a predicted model, not a curated record